Dichotomopilus funicola is the source of this 2328-nucleotide messenger RNA. Its product is annotated as common central domain of tyrosinase-domain-containing protein. The record is from RefSeq and is a predicted model, not a curated record. The transcript is spliced from 5 exons. Gene Ontology annotation, molecular function: oxidoreductase activity. Bases 1 to 2328 code for a protein of 775 amino acids. Lineage: Eukaryota; Fungi; Ascomycota; Sordariomycetes; Sordariales; Chaetomiaceae.
AUGUCAUCACAGGCAUCCAGGCGGGCCGUGACGGUGAGAAAGUCCCCCCUUCGCCUUGAGGUCGACAGUUGGUACCCGCCCGACCCUAGGAAGUUCACGCCGGACCAGGUGGAGGUGUACCUGAUUCAAAACAGUUUGUUUCUUUGGGCUCUCCAAAUCCUCCAGGAGAAGCACCCAUGUGGGGAGCUCUCCUACUUCCAAAUUGCCGGUAUCCACGGAUUCCCUUACCAACCAUGGGACGAACCGAAUUGCGCCCCGGAAGUAGGGAACCAAGGCUACUGCACUCACGACAGUCUGCUGUUCCUUCCCUGGCAUCGCCCAUACAUGGCUCUCUUUGAGCAAGUCUUGUACAACAUCACGGUCACGGAUAUCCUCAAAGAGGUUCCCGAAAUUGCGCAUGAUGAAUGGAAACAGGCUGCGGACACCUGGCGGUUGCCUUAUUGGGACUGGGCCGUGAAGAAAUUGCGCGUGUGGACUUCACCCAAUCCGUCGUUACCCGGCCGUUUCGUGUCUGCGGAGAAAAUCUACGAUCUCCCCAUCAUUGCCCAGAACCCAACGAUCAAAGUGAAGAACUACGCAAACCCUAAGGGUCGCGAUGUCGUGAUCAACAACCCCAUGUACCAGUUCAGGAUGCCCGACAACAACCCGAUGGGCUCUUUUGGCAUCAAAGAUAUACGUGUAAAGGUGGGCGGCGACGAUAAAGACUGCCAAAAGCCAAAGGUGUCCGAAUGGGUUACCCUUCCUUUUUCUCAGUCUCGCGCCACGUCCCGCUGGGCGGCUACGCCACCGAAAGGCGAGGCGGUCGGGAAACCCUGGGAGGAUGGUACCGUCGAUAAUGAGAGUGUCGCUCCUGCUCUUAAGGCGCACGAGUGGUACGACGGUGACUUUGAAAAGAUACCACUCGCCGAAAUGGUGUACCGUCUAUACGACCCGGAAUACGUCAAGACGUUUGCUCAGUUUGCCACCACCAAACAGCCCUCCCACUGGUCCGUUCAGCCUCGGGGCCGUACCGAGGAGGCGGAGGAGGCGCCUGGUCCGUUUGCUCAGCUCUCUCCCACCGCACAACCCGUGGGCCAAACCGAUGGGAACGCGUCGACGCUUCUAAAUCUGGAAUUCAUCCACAACAACAUCCACGUUUGGGUUGGCGGUUUCGGCGACUAUACCGGCCACAUGGCGAAGGUUCCCGUCGCUGGGUUUGAUCCAAUCUUUUUCAUGCAUCACUGCAAUAUUGACAGACUGUUCGCCAUUUGGCAGGCACUCGACCAGGACAAUACCACCGGCGAAACUAGAACUACAAGCUGGUUCCCGGCGCAUUACGAGGAACGGGGGAACUGGCACCUUCCACCCGGGACCGUCCCCACAGCCAAUACGGAUCUGGCGCCCUUCCAUAAGAACGCUGAAGGCGAGUUCUGGAACUCUGUUGGCAUUGAGAAGUGGACCUCGCUGGGUUACUCGUACCCCGAGCUUCAACCUUGGCGGCCCGAGUUCAGGGCCGGCGGGAAAUUAAAUGACGAUAAGUACAAGGAUUCCAUCAAGGAGCAGCUGAAAACGCUGUAUCAGCCCAAAGGGCCACCAGCCGCUGUGGCAUGGGGUAAUCAGGAUCUCGGCUGGGACAUCAUUGUCAAUGUCACCUACGACCGCUUUGCGUUCCAAGGCCACCCGUACACAAUUUACUUCUUCCUCGGCGAGAAGGACAAGUCCGAGAAGGACAAGAAGGAGGAGGACAAGAAGGAGGAGGACAAGAAGGAGGAGGACAAGAAGGAGGAGGACACGGCCAAGAAGGACACGGCCGAGAAGGACAAGAAGGAGGAGGACACGGUCGACAGAACAUCACCUCACCGAAGACGCCGACACCGCCAGCUUGUUGGCUACGUCUACACGUUCAGCAACCCCGUAUUCAGCGAAAACGAAGGGUGCGGGGAUUGCCUGACCAAGUCCAAAGAGGGUACUCGAUGCCGCGCCCAGCUUCCCUUGAAUGGCGCCUUGCUUGCCCGUGCCAAGGGCCACCAGGAACGAUCGGCGGAGGCAUCUGAGGCUGGUUCGACCGGGCCCAGCCAAGGACAGGAAUACUUAGGCGAUGGCAUCUAUGUUCUUCCUAGCCUUGACAAGGACGCUGUCCUUGCCUAUUUGGAGAAGUACUUACACUGGUCUGUCGAAUUGUCGGGUGGCACGCCCGUUGAUAUCCCGGAGGAAAAUCCGUUCUUCGAAGUCGUAGUCCACCACCGUCCUGCAACACUCCAGAACCAAGACCCAGAUAUACAUUACAAGCCACAAUUUGCCAUUACGCACGGCAAGCUAGGCGGCGCCAAGCAACCAUCUGGUAGCUAG